AUGCCGGUCAAGAUGUGCGAUGUGACGGCUCGCGUCUUUGCAGCCAUGCAGAAUCUGGACAUAACAUCGCUGGCCGGUUAUCCACAGGCGGAGAUUCGGCCAGUGCUGCCAUCGUUAGUGCGCAUGAGUCUGUUGUCGCCGCUGGAUAACACCGAGUCGUCCAUGGAGUCGCGCAAACAGAUCCUGGCCGUGCUCAUUGGCAUUGAAGUUGUGAACAGCAUUGUAUCGUACCUGCAGGUCAACUACCAUGAGCUCGAGAAUGAGUUGAAGAAGGAGCUGCAAACACGCCUAAAAACUGUGUUUUUUGAAGGCCAACACGACUAUGGCCUGCAGACAGGAAUAGCGCUGGGUUUUGAACGGGCCGAUGUGGCACGCAAGGUGCGCGUCGUAUUAUCCGAAAUAUUCAAUCUCCAGCAACAGGUGUCGGAGCAAAAGCCUGCUGUGCACUCAGAAAUACUUGACGAUGGUAUAUAUUUAGAGGAAGUCGUAGACAUCCUUUGUAUUGCACUGGCAGAGUUGCCUUCGUUGUUAAAUAUACUCGAAUUAACUGAUGCAUUGAUGCAUGUGCCGACUGGACAUCGCAUCGUAUGUGCAUUGGUUGCAAAUUUUCCCGAUUGCUAUCGCGAUGUAGUCUCUCAUGUUAUUGCCAACUGCGACGAGGAGGGCGUUGAUGGCAAGCACAGACUGUUGCUGCUGAUGGCUCUUAGCGAAAUGAAUCCCACCCAAGCCCUUGCCAACCGUUCAAUGUGCGUUGACAUGCUUAAAGUGCCUUCCUUUAUGUUGAAGCUUACUCUAAAGCAUCCCGAGGAUUUGACUGCAUUUUUGACUGGACUUUUGCUGGGCAAUGAUCAGAAUCUACGUUCUUGGUUCGCCCUGUAUAUUCGGUCUAGUCAAAAGCGAAAAGGCGAUGCACUUAAUCUGGUGCGUGUAGAGCUACUCCAGAAGAUUUUACAUAUCACGAGCAAUGCUGCUGAGAUCAAAGAUUUCAAUUUGCAGGGUGCUGUGCUGCUGCGUCUCUAUUGUGCACUACGUGGAAUUGGAGGUCUUAAAUUCAACGAUGAUGAAAUUAACGCAUUGUCCCAGCUGGUGACAAGCUGCCCACAGGCCACCCCUUCAGGCGUGCGUUUUGUGACACUGGCUCUGUGCAUGCUCAUUGCCUGUCCAUCGCUGGUAUCAACAAUACCACUAGAAAACAAGGCCAUCGAAUGGCUGCAGUGGCUUAUUAAAGAGGAUGCCUUUUUCUGUAAGCGUUCUGCCACGAGUAGUUCUCUAGGCGAGAUGCUGCUUCUACUCGCGAUUCACUUUCACAGCAACCAAAUAACGGCCAUCAGUGAAAUGGUGUGCUCCACACUGGCCAUGAAGAUACCCAUAAGACCUAAUAGCACUAAUCGCAUAAAACAGCUAUUUACACAAGACCUCUUCACCGAACAGGUGGUUGCCUCACAUGCAGUGCGUGUGCCAGUUACACCCAACUUGAAUGGAACCGUGCCGGGCUACCUCCCGGUGCAUUGUAUCCACCAGCUGCUAAAGUCAAGAACGUUUCUGAAGCACAAGGUGACUAUCAAGUCGUGGAUAUUUAAGCAAAUAUGCAGCUCCGUACGACCAGUACAUCCAGUUAUGCCCGCACUUGUUGAGGUCUUUGUCAAUACUCUUAUAAUACCAAAUCCCACAGGCAAAGUCAACAUAGACCACAUGCAUCGGCCUUUUACAGAAGCCGAAAUUCUUCAUGUCUUUCGUACAUCACAGCUUACCUUCAUUACUGAAGAGUUCCCCCUGCCAGAGGGCGAUGAGCUUGCUCAGGUCGAGGUUAGCUGUCCACUGACAGCACAGUUACUCAUGAUCUAUUACCUUAUGUUGUAUGAGGAUACGAGACUGAUGAACCUCAGUGCUCUGGGAGGUCGCAAGCAGAAGGAGUACACAAACAACUUCCUUGGAGGCUUGCCCUUAAAAUACCUAUUGCAGAAGGCUCAUCAAUACCACAAUGAUUAUUUGUCGUUGUUCCAUCCGCUGUUACGACUUAUUAUAUCUAAUUAUCCUCAUCUGAGCAUGGUGGAUGACUGGCUGGAGGAGCACUACAGCUUAAGCAGUGCAAGUGAGGCGAGUAAAGCUUAUGAGGUUAAGAAGGAACUCCUUAGCCAAGCACUGGAUAUGCUUAAAACAAAACCCCACCUAGCUAUAAGAGUGUUUAAGCGACUUCUUCAGCUGCCACCCGAAUCGUUGGCCCAAUACGCACAACUGUUGGUAAACCACAUGCCAGAUGUGUUUGAGAAAUCUGUGCCGAGGUAUAUUAAAGAUCUCUACAACGACUUGUGGCUGCGGUUGAAUGCUGUGCUGCCGACAACGUUUUGGGUUUUGUCCCUGAAAGCAAUCACAAGUACUAAGGAUUCGAUCAGCCGAAAAACCUUUGUCAACGAAAGUCUGUUAGAGCCUAUGGAAGUUUUAGGGUGUCCCAGACAUGUCUUCUGCUCGCCAUAUAUGCUUGUGAUACUGUUACGCAUAUUGAAAGGAAGCCUAGCGGCAUCCAAGACAUACCUCAAUGUUCACAUGCAACAGAAGCAGGUGCUCGACAAAAACGGACUUGUGCAAACGGAUGCGGAUCGAGAGGAACUAAAAACCACGUUGAUUGCCUCACAGGAGAGCGCUGCUGUGCAUAUUCUGCUCGAAGUGCUCGAGUAUAUGGCGAAUAAAGCAAAUACCCGAGUUGCCAAAUUGGAGUUGCGGGAAAUACAGGGCAUUAUUGGUACCUAUGUGCACCAGGUAUUUAUCUCGGAGCCAUCGCUGGCCAAGCUGGUGCACUUCCAGACUUAUCCAAAGUCCAUAAUACCAAUGAUUGUGGCGAGUGUGCCUUCAAUGCAUAUUUGUAUUGAUUUUGUGCACGAAUUUCUGAAUGUAACUGAAAUGGAUAAGCAAAUCUUCACGAUAGAACUAACCUCACAUUUGGUGCUUAAUUAUUCAAUACCGAAGAGUCUCGGAGUUUCCAAGUUCUGCAUAAAUGUAAUUCAAACCACACUCUCGCUGCUAACGUCAUCCGCCAAAUGCAAAUUCUUGAGAAACGUGCUGCCUGCUAUUGUGCGCUUUGCCGAAACAUUUCCCAUUCUUGCCGAUGAUUGUGUAAACAUUUUAAUGAACACCGGUCGUAGCUUACAUUCGCAAUCCUCGUUGGGCGUAACAACUAUGCAAAUGCCGUUGACGGAGAGUGCGAAGCUGUGCUCGUAUCGUGACGCCCAGUGGCAUAUCAUUAUGAUUGAAGAUGCUUUCAAAGCACUUGUAUCUGCUGUUUUGCAAAAGGCUGAAUUAUAUUAAUGUUUAUGCAGGAGAGAUGUAAAUGUAAAUUUGAGAUAUGGGUGAAUGCGAUCAUAUGGCCUGUAAGAUUUCCUCUGUUGUACAUAGGGAAGAACUAAAUAAUGAUGAUAUGAUAUAAGUGCGUAGUAUUUGUACAAUAUAUUAAAUUCGAAUUAAAUACACAUAUGUACAUAUAAGAUAACUUGACCAAUAAAAAACCGUUUCUAAGUUCAUACGA
Messenger RNA from Scaptodrosophila lebanonensis, 3520 nucleotides. It is a transcript of the gene IntS2, whose product is annotated as integrator complex subunit 2. Gene Ontology annotation, biological process: snRNA 3'-end processing. The record is from RefSeq and is a predicted model, not a curated record. Lineage: Eukaryota; Metazoa; Arthropoda; Insecta; Diptera; Drosophilidae. Bases 1 to 3303 code for a protein of 1100 amino acids. Gene Ontology annotation, cellular component: integrator complex. The transcript has 4 exons.